Juglans regia (Persian walnut) is the source of this 813-nucleotide messenger RNA. RefSeq lists its product as uncharacterized. The record is from RefSeq and is a predicted model, not a curated record. The transcript is spliced from 2 exons. Lineage: Eukaryota; Viridiplantae; Streptophyta; Magnoliopsida; Fagales; Juglandaceae. The coding region runs from base 1 to 813 and encodes 270 amino acids.
AUGGCGGAAUUCUCUGAGUUCAUCUUUGACCUGGACCUUAUGGACCUUUCCUUGGUGGGUAGUGAGUACACAUGGUCUAACAGCCGGAUUUGGUCGAAAUUGGAUAGAUUGCUUGUCUCGCCGUCAUGGGAAGCCCAUUAUCCGAAAGUAAGUCAGAAAAUGUUAGCUCGAGUCAGUUUAGAUCAUUUUCCCAUUCUCUUAGAUUGUGGGGGCAUUCAGAGGGGUCGCCGGUAUUUCAAGUUUGAGAACAUGUGGCUUAAAGCGAAUGGGUUUGUAGAGUUGGAGUUAAAGGGUAAGGAACUAUUGGGAGAUGGAUUGGAGGAGGUGUUUUUUAGGAAGGCCACGGUUGUGACAGAGUUGGAAAGGGUUUUGUUCUCAGUAGAGAGAUCAUGGCGCCAAAAAUCCAGAGCCCUUUGGUUGAAAGAGGGUGAUAGGUGUACGAAGUUCUUCCACAAAGUGGUAAAUUCACAUCGGCGUAACAAUGCUAUCGAGUCGCUUCAUUCAGGUACUCAGGUGCUAUCCUCGCCCCCUAAACUAGCAAAUCAUAUUGCACAUUAUUACGGGACUCUUCUCAUCGAAUCGGCAACUUUGAGGCCGAAGCUUGAUGCCUUAUCUUUUGAGGCAAUUGAUCCGCAAAAUGUGAGUGUCUUGGAGAGACCUUUUGAUGAAAAAGAGAUUUUCAAGGUCAUAUCUAGUAUGGCUAAAGAUAAAGCGUGGAGUCCGGAUGGUUUAUCAAUGGGUUUCUUCCAAACUUGUUGGGAUGUUGUGAAAGGUGAAGUCUUGCUGGUGUUCAGUGAAUUUCACACUUUUUAG